This is a messenger RNA of Copidosoma floridanum, 1878 nucleotides long. It is a transcript of the gene Yod1, whose product is annotated as Yod1 deubiquitinase. Gene Ontology annotation, molecular function: protein binding; cysteine-type deubiquitinase activity. Gene Ontology annotation, biological process: endoplasmic reticulum unfolded protein response; protein deubiquitination; ERAD pathway. NCBI's taxonomy places the organism in Eukaryota, Metazoa, Arthropoda, Insecta, Hymenoptera, Encyrtidae. The record is from RefSeq and is a predicted model, not a curated record. Gene Ontology annotation, cellular component: nucleus; cytosol.
UGUUCAUUGCGUUCAAGCUGGUGAAGUUAAGUAUACCAACAGAUUAUUCAGAGAAUUUAAAGAAAUAUUCUACAUUCUUUGGCUAUUUACAUAGUUGAUCGCUCAGCUCAAAAUUUUUUGUUAUUUUUACCCCCAUUAAUUGCAUCCUCCGGAGUCUGGACUACAUCAAUAAUUUUCCGUUUAUUGUAUUAUUUUUCAAACAAAUUUUUUAUUCCUUUAUCGUGAACUACGUAUUUAGGUAAUGAGCCCAUAAGUGACACACAGUUUCACCACACAAAAGAAGAAAAGAACAAAAGCCUAUCGUUUAUUGAACCCUGUAAUACUUUCUGUGCCAGUAUCAGUGUGUUUUUUGAUUAGGCUUUGUCUUUCAAAAAAAGACUUUUGACUUUAAAUUGUGCUCACUUGAAGAUGGGUGGUUUUGUCUUGAGAGUGAAAACUAAGUCUGGACAGAAAAUCGUCGAAAGCCUCACUCCGCAGGACACUCUGAGCAAGCUAAAGCACAAAUUGUCAGAGCUCACCGGAGUGCAGAGUAAUUUUAUACAUGUUCUGCGAGGUUACCCUCCCCAAGCUAUUGAUAUGAGCAAUAGCAGUGCAACGCUACAGGAUAGCAACAUCUUGUCCGGAGAGACUCUAAUUGUUGAAGAGAAACAGGUUACAAAUACCACAACUGAAGUCGAAGUUGAAGAUAACACUGCCAGAGCUCAUAUUACUGAUUCAGCUAACUUUGAUGAAGACUGCCCUGGUAUUCUCAUGAAAAUGGUCGUACCAUCUGAUAAUUCAUGUCUGUUCACGAGUAUUGGAUUUGUGUUUAGUGGCAAGGUGGAUCCAUCCUGUGCACCAGAUAUGCGAGAAAUCGUCGUCAACGAGUUGCAAAGCGAUCCUGAGUUAUACAACGAAAGCUUUUUAGGCAAGCCAAACAAAGAAUAUUGCGAUUGGCUGAGACAGCCAAGUAGCUGGGGUGGAGCUAUCGAGUUGUCCAUACUGUCAAAACAUUAUGGAUUAGAAAUUGCAGUCUGCAACAGCACCUCAGGUAAUAUUCAACGUUAUGGUGAGGAUAAAAACUACGGCCAGCGAGUCUUUCUCAUUUUUGAUGGCAUUCACUACGACCCUUUGUACCUUGAGUCCAUUGAUGGUGGUAAAAUACAGUCAAUUUUUCUCGCGGACAACGAGACAGUGUAUGUCCAAGCCUUGAGUCUCGCCCAGGAGGCGCAAUCUAGUCAUCAAUUUACGGACGUAAAUAGGUUCACGCUCAAGUGUAUUGAUUGCGAUGUCAAGCUCAGUGGCUCCGAAGCAGCUCAGAAGCACGCAAAGGAGACUGGACACCGGAAAUUUGGUGAAGUGAUUGGAUGAAUUGAUGUGCUUAUAGGCUCGUCUCUGGACUUUCAUGUUUUAUUAUGAUUUGUGUUUAAAUGCUUUAACAGAAAUGAGAGGUGAGCCUCAAUAAUUGCUUGAAAAGUAAACAUUAUGGCUUUUUCUAAUUAGGUAUUAUUUCUUGAUGAAGUUGUGAUAAAAUUGAACAAAAUUAAUGCUUAAAAUUUAUUAAAUUAUACAAAUUAAUAUUACGAUUUAUGUUUGAUACACAUACCAAUUUGUGUAUUUUUUAACUUUAUCUGUAGCAGUCAGGCUUUUAGUUACUGAAUGCAGAUAAAUAGUGAUUAGUCAAAUAAAAUUUCAAGUAAAUAUUUGUUGCAGUUUUUUUUAAAAAGCAUUUUUGAAUGAUCAUACACAUAUGAAUAAACAUAUGAAAUUAUGGUGUAGCAAAAUAAAAUGAGAUUAUAUUAUGAUAUUGUUUGAUUCCAAGAACAGCUAAUAAUACAAUAAAUAAUGACAAGUACUAAGGGCUAUGCUGUUCAAAUUGACUUUAUUUUAAAAAACGAC